AUGCACACGGUUGCUCCUCCAUGGAGGAGGCGGUUGUACAUCGACGCUGCUCUGCGAUGGGUCACCUGCUGCGUUUCAAUGUUUCUAUGCAAGACUUAGUGCUGUGCCUGCUGGAUGUACUGAAUGCUGGUGUGAAGUAGUUUUGCGUUUUGGUUUUCCGGGGACGCGCCUCCCGCAGCCCAGGGCACAAAGAAGUGAGGCUACCAGAUAUCUACCAGAUAUAUGUCCGGAGGUGUCGCAACCCCCCCCGCCCCCUGUGAUUUACGAAUUUGUAGAUACAGGGUAUGUAGCUGUUGUUCCGUGCCCCAGCAGCAAUUUUGAGCAGUCGAGAGAGGCUGUGGGUGAAAUCGAGCACAAAGAGAGAGAGAGGCAGAGAGAGAUACGUGCGGCAACUAACUGGUGUGAUGACGAUGCCUUAUGUAACGUGUGCGCCUAUGUUGUGUGGUUGUACCUGUUGAUGCCCAUGGGUGGAGGAGAGGGUAGAUCGACGCUGCUCUGCGGUUCCUAACGGGAGCACAGACACACAGGUAGCUGCUAGGAACUGCUGCUGCUGUAGUAAUACACAACUAUUGGUGCUGGCUGGCAAGCCGUGGUGGUGCUUGGUAGUAACCCUCUCUAGUAGUAGUAGUAGACAUGAUGCAGCCCAGCAGCAUGCUCUUGUGUAUUUGUAUGGGUUGCCUGCUGUGUUGCUAAUUUCUACUGCUGUGCCGUGUGUGUCGAAUGUGUAGUGCCGUGUUGUGCUUUGGCGUUUUGGUUUUCCGGGGACGCGCCUCCCGCAGCCCAGGGCACAAAGAAGUGAGGCUAAGCCAGAUAUAUGUCCGGAGGUGUCGCACCCCCCCCCCCC
Molecule: messenger RNA, 844 nt
Organism: Ectocarpus sp. CCAP 1310/34
Lineage: Eukaryota; Phaeophyceae; Ectocarpales; Ectocarpaceae
Source: the annotation of a GenBank genome assembly